CACUGGGUGAGCGAUUCUCAAACUGAAAUCACUCGAUCGAACAAGGGAUUAUUCAAAACGAGAAAAUGCCGAGAAGACAAGCAGCACAGUCUGCUGCAUCAAAAAUUUCGAACCAAGAAAAUGAAGAGGAACCUGUGUCCACUAAGAAAUCAACCAGGGGGAGGCCCGGUAAACCGACAGGCAAACCAAGCCGACAACAGAAACCUGAUACAGGAAACACACUAAAGGGAAAAGAAAAUUUAAAUGAGAACUGCAUAUAUCUCGAGAAGUCAGAUGAACUGACCAAUCCAGAAGAAAAGAAAGUGGCACGAAAACAAAAGCCAGUAGAGAGAAGGAAGAUCUCACAGAAAAAAGGCAAAGAUUGCAGUGACGGUGAACAGCAAGCAAAUGACCAAGACAGUGUUGUUCACGUGGAAGACAUAGGCCUUGUGUUGAAAAACGAGAACAUUGAUGAAGAAGAACAACAGAAGGAAGAAACAUUGGAAAAAAGAGCGGGAACACGUGGGAGAAAGAAAAAAGUAGAUGAUAAGAGCAAGAUUCAGCAAGAUGAAACCCCUGAUACUGAACAAUCAGAAUCGGGACAAAAGAUGGAAUUAAAUAAGACGGCAAAUGAGCAAGUGAAAACAACGACAGAUAUAGAUGUUCCACAGAAAAGGAGAGGACGGAAAAAGGAAAACAAUAAGGAAACCAAAAGCGAACAAAAAGAUGCAACUUUUACUGUAGAUGAUAAGGCUGAAUUACAGCAAGAGGUAGAACAUAACGAUAACGAUACCAUGGUUACCAAAGCAACAAAAAGGAAAGCUAAGGGUCAAACAAGAGCAAUAGAACCAAAUAAGGGAAGCAGUAAAACCAAAAAGCUAGAAGAAGAACUGCUAACGGUUAGAUCACAGAUCUCCCAGUGGUGGGAGAAAUGUUACUUUGGUGCAAAACAAAGAAAAUUGUUCCUUCCUUACUUUGACGACACGUUAACAGCGUCGAACCUAACAGCCCACAAGAAGGAGGAGACAAGACUUAGAAAAUACUACGAGAAGAAUCGUGCUGUAUUUGAAAAUAUUUCAAUGCAUUAUUCUGAUGAUGAUUUAAAGCAAAGGCUACAGGGCAUUGAAAAAGAUUACCAGAUGAAGCUUUUUGAAAAAGAUAAAGAGUUUCUUGAUUACCAAGCAUUACAGAGAGAACUCAUGAAAGACCUUGAGACCCAGGUUCAAGCAAAGGAACAGAAAAUUAAACAAGUGGAAGAAAACAUACAAGAGAUGAAAGAUCAACAGAGUAAAUUACAGACUCAAGCUGAACAAAAUAUGGAACAGAUGAAAAAUGAAGUAAAACAAACGAAGGAACUGUUACUGGAAAAAGAUGAACUUAUAACGGCUUUAGGAAAAUUAUUGGAUAAAUUAAAAACUAAUCAAGUUGACCAGAAAUCUGAACAGAGGGAAAAUGAAUUUCAGGAAAUGAAGGAACUGUUAUUCAAAAAAGAUGAAAUAAUAAAAGGACUCCGAAAAUCACUAGAGGAAAAAACUGAAAAGACAUGCCCCAGAGAAGACAAUUUUAUCAAAACAUCGGAACGUCAUUGUCUACAGGAGAACGUGCAUGAAAUAAAUGUUCUCCACGAGUUUUGUCAAAAGCAGAAGACAACAAUACGCACCCUUCAGCGAGAAAUUGAACAUCUAAGAAAGGUAAAAAUGAAUCGAGCAAAUGAAGAUGCCAUUGAAGGAGGAAGGUCAAUGUGGAAGUGUUAAUAAAGAUUGUUUGUGACGACUUUUUAAGGAUAAACACAUCUUUUAAAAAUUUAUGUAAAAAUUAUUUUAAA
Saccostrea cuccullata (small rock oyster) is the source of this 1804-nucleotide messenger RNA. RefSeq names its product protein regulator of cytokinesis 1-like. Lineage: Eukaryota; Metazoa; Mollusca; Bivalvia; Ostreida; Ostreidae. Bases 66 to 1733 code for a protein of 555 amino acids. The transcript has 17 exons. The record is from RefSeq and is a predicted model, not a curated record.